This is a messenger RNA of Prorocentrum cordatum, 309 nucleotides long. NCBI's taxonomy places the organism in Eukaryota, Dinophyceae, Prorocentrales, Prorocentraceae. The record is from the annotation of a GenBank genome assembly.
GUUGUGGCGCAGGCUGCCGAGCAGAUCGGCGGGGACAACGCCGCCGAGUUCGCGGCCGCCACCGCAGCUCACCACCACGAGCAGCUCGCUACCGAGGCUGGCCGCAUCGCCGAGAUGGACGCCAACGUAAUUAGUCAUCAUGCAGUCGAGGCUCUGAGAGUCAGACUGCCGUGCCACCGCCGUGCGCGACAAGGUGCACAAGCUUGGUGCGACGGCAUCGCCCAGCAGUUGGCUCGACGCGACGGCGAGCACACUGAUACCGUCAAGGCGCUGCAAUACCACCUACGCAUGGUUGAGCAGGGGCGCUAG